Molecule: messenger RNA, 2678 nt
Organism: Blepharisma stoltei
Lineage: Eukaryota; Ciliophora; Heterotrichea; Heterotrichida; Blepharismidae
Source: the annotation of a GenBank genome assembly
AUGGGAAUAUGGAGUGAGCAAGCUCACAAAGACUUGGUCUCCAUAUUAAAGCUAAGAUAUAAAGAACUCGCCCCUUUAGGUCGGCUAAUAUAGUACCCCCCCUUCGUUUGUCGCAUUUUCUAGUUUUUUGCCAUUUGUCGCAUUUUCUAGUUUUUUUUUAUAAGAGAAAAAAAAAUUUUUCAGGACCUCAUUUGUCGCAUUUUCUAGUUUUUUUUUAAGCCAAAAAAAAAUCGGUUCAGGACCUCGCUUGUCGCAUUUUCUAGUUUUUUUUUUCUCUCUAUAAAUUCCUAAAAAUUAAAAUUCGUCAAGGGAUCAGUUAGUGAAAUUUCAUCAUUUCUUCCUUCAAAAUCCUUGCUCCCAUUCCUCAAUCCCCACAGCUUGCUUCCCAUUACCUGCUCCCAUUGCUUAAGCCUCACCACUUUGCCAUUCACCAUUCUUAUUCCCCUAUCUUCAUGCCUAUUUCCUUAUUUGAUAGCUUAAUUUCUAGUCUUCCAUAUUAAUUAAUGGAGUUGCGCGAAAUUUGAGGACCAGCCGAUAAAAAUCCCGGCAAUGAUUCAAAGCAUGGCCUAUGGAGAGAGGCUCAAUGCAAAGCAGAUCCAAGAGCGUCUUGCUGCUUGUGGCAAGGACAUGAGCCUGACGACGAUCAGGCACUACACCAACAAGUUCAAUCCUGAAGAGCACACUUUAGAGCUCAGGCGAAGCUUGUGGACCAUGGACUAUCGCCUCCUCCUAAGAAAAUGGAAUGAUGGAGAGAGCAUAGUCAAGAGGAUCAUUGACGUAGGUUUCUUUUAAAAACGAAGAACUUGCGACAAUCUUGGGGACUUCUAAACGGACUAUUGAGCGAAUUGCUGCAGAGAAUACUGAGAGUGAAUCUGACGAAGCGGCUGGAAGAGAAGAGGCACUAUCCAGAUCUCCCCUAAAGCAUUGAAGUGAUGAAGACUUUGCUGAGGUCAUUAAGCAAUGUGAGAAGGAUACAGGCUUUGUCAGCAAGGCAAGUUUGAGGGCCCAAUUCAAAAGAAAGACAGUUGACAUCAGCGAAGAACAGCUAGGAAAAGAGCUGAAGAAGAGGGGAUAUGUCUAUAGGAAGAAGAGGGUUGUUCUACAGCUAACUGAAGCUCAUAAAGAGCAGAGAAUGUCCUGGGCUAGGUCUUUGAUUGACUCAGAUAUCGCUUCAUGGAUCUUCAGUGAUGAGUGCUAUGUGCAUCUCUUUCGUAACUCUAAUUUGUCGUGGUGCAAAGAAGGGAUAAACGCAACGAUUGAAGAGCCUAUCAAUUGAAAAACCUCAAUUAUGAUCUGGGGAGGAAUUUCUAUCGUUUUUAGCAAAAUGCUCUUCAUAAAGAAGGAGAAGUAUGCAAAUCAAUGCCCAGGUCUAUAUCAGAGACAUUCUCCAGGGCUAUAUUGAGCCUUUAGAUGGAGACUACACCUUCGUUCAGGAUGGGGUAACACAGCCCAUACUGCAAGGCAGACUAUGGGAAUAUUGCAGAGAAAACGGGAUUGAUGUGAAGACUCAAUCGCCGAAGAGCCCAGAUCUCAAUCCAAUUGAGAUGAUCUGGGCCAAUUUGAAGAGGAAAGUGGAGAAAAGAAGGCCUGACAGUAAAGCCAGACUAAUUGCUGCCAUUCAGGAGUCAUGGGACGAAAUUUCUUUUGAGGAAGUGCAAAAUUCCAUUCUUAAGGUGAAAAAUGAAAGAGCAAGGCAGGUCAUUGAAGCGCAAGGAGAAUGGAGCUAAUAAGCUAGCUAAUUUAAUCUAUUCUCUAAAAAGGGGAGAUUAAAGUGGGAAGGACUCGGGCCUGCUAACCCUCUGCAGGCAAAUGUAAGGUAGAAACUAUUUUUUAAAAAACUAAGAUUUGCGACAUCAAAAAAAAAUUAAAAAAAACUAGAAAUUGCGACAAAUGUAUUUGCACUAGAAAAUGCGACAAACGAGGUCCUGUAAAUUUUUUUUUCCCUUAAAAAAAACUAGAAAAUGCGACAAACGAGGGGGGGGGUACUAUACUUCAAUUUGCUGAUAGAACUCACGAAAGCUUGAUCAGUAACAUUUGGCAAGAAGCCAGUGAAAACAUGUUUUCUAAAGGAAUUAUAGAUAACCUAUAAACUUAAUUUCUGAUUACAAUGAUCGAGCUCACCUGAGGACAUCACCAGGUGACGACUCAGAUACUUUGCUGCAGACUAGCUGUACAGUUCACAUCCUCCAGGUUCUAGAGUCCCCAUACAUUUACUCCGUACUAUGUGGACGGCCUUUGCCGUUAGAAUACAUAAUUUUGGACUCACUGACUAUUUGCUUCGUCUCAGCUUUAACUGAUCUGCUUCAGCUACUUUGCCUUAACCUUUCAGGAAACUUAUGGCCCGGUGCUGCAGUAGGCAAAAAACUUCUUUUAUCGCUAGGUCUAAAGGAAUUAUCAAUGAAGAGGAAAAAAGGGAUUUAACAAUUCCUAUGUAUAGGAGAAGCGCUGAAGAAAUACAGAGAGCUUUAGACGAGAUGCAUGAUUAUUUUAGGGUGUUAGAAUCAAAAAGUGUGGACAUGCCAAGGUCUCCAGGCAGAGCUUCAAGACAAUAUAUUGAGCAUAUAAAAAAAUUUGCGGCGGUUAGCAUGAAAACUCCUCUUGAAAGAGCAAUUAAGACAGGUCAAGCAGAAGUUGACAGGUUUUUGGGUUUGCAGAAAAAGAAAUUGAAGAUAUUGUAG